AACGAGUUGAAAUUUGAGGCUGUUUUGUAGGUGAUGUAGGUGUUUUCUCCUCACUUUUAUCUCAUUCAUGACCACCAUCCUGCCCCGCCUCUUCUUCUUUCCCCUUUCUCUCCCGUCAGUGAUUCAUCCUCAUGCCGCAGCAAUGAGUAACACGCACCCCAACUCCUCUACUUUAAUCCCGGAUGUGCAGGAGGUGAGGAACGUGAGCGUGGAGCUACUGCCCCUCAACCCCUGGGAUGUGGUGCUGUGCGUGACGGGUACGCUGGUGUGCUGUGAGAACGCCUUGGUGCUCGCUUUGAUCGCCCACACUCCCUCUCUGCGAGCGCAGACGUUUGCGCUUGUAGCCAGCUUGGCGUCUGCCGACCUGCUGGCCGGUCUGAGCUUGAUCCUGAACUUCAUCGUCAUCUACAUGACGGACACUGACAUCGUGACGUUGCUGUCAGCCGGCCUGCUCAUCACCGCCUUCUCAGCCUCGGUGCUGAAUGUGCUAGCCAUCACGGUGGACCGCUACCUGUCACUGUACAGCGCUCUUACAUACCACACAGAGCGCGCCGUCACCUUCACCUAUGUGGUGAUGAUGCUCGUGUGGUCUACCAGUGCUGCACUUGGUUCGCUGCCCGUGCUUGGCUGGAACUGUCUGCGUGACGAAACCACAUGCAGCAUCUGUCGGCCGGUGCACAAGAGCAACGCGGCCGCGCUCGCCAUCUCCUUCCUCCUCGUCUUCGCCCUCAUUCUGCAGCUAUACCUCCAGAUCUGCAAGAUUGCCGUGCGUCAUGCGCAGCAGAUUGCUGUGCAGCGCCACUUCAAGGCCGCCUCUCACGCCGCUUCCGCAGCCAAAGGCGUCUCCACGCUGUCAGGCAUUUUGGGCACGUUUGCGCUCUGCUGGGUUCCACUUGCCAUGUACUCACUGGUGGCAGAUACGUAUUAUCCAGCAACUUACACAUAUGCCACUGCUCUUCCAGCUAUCUGCAGCUCCAUGAUAAACCCCAUCAUCUACGCUUUCAGAAACCCGGACAUCCAGAGGUCACUGAGGCUCACUUGUUUCGGAUGUAUGCCCUACGGCUUUACAACGCGACCACGGACACCUAGUGAUGUGUAACUCUUUUCUAAAUGCAAAAGCUGCGGCAGUAAUCUUAAAAUAACACUCCAGCAGUUUUCAGUCCGUAUCUAUAUCUAUAGCUUCUGUAGCCUGUGCGAUUACCAGAAACAAGAAUUCCUGAGAAAAGAAUCGAAAACCUGAAACUCACUUAUAAUGGAAGCCCUUUUGG
Ictalurus furcatus (blue catfish) is the source of this 1268-nucleotide messenger RNA. It is a transcript of the gene gpr185a, whose product is annotated as G protein-coupled receptor 185 a. Gene Ontology annotation, molecular function: G protein-coupled receptor activity. Bases 68 to 1099 code for a protein of 343 amino acids. The record is from RefSeq and is a predicted model, not a curated record. NCBI's taxonomy places the organism in Eukaryota, Metazoa, Chordata, Actinopteri, Siluriformes, Ictaluridae. Gene Ontology annotation, cellular component: membrane. Gene Ontology annotation, biological process: G protein-coupled receptor signaling pathway. The transcript has a single exon.